Molecule: messenger RNA, 1546 nt
Organism: Protobothrops mucrosquamatus (brown spotted pit viper)
Lineage: Eukaryota; Metazoa; Chordata; Lepidosauria; Squamata; Viperidae
Gene: TM2D1
Product: TM2 domain containing 1
Exons: 7
Coding region: 65-631 (188 amino acids)
Source: RefSeq, a predicted model, not a curated record
AGGAGGAGGAGGUUUCUUUUUCCCACCUGGAAGGGGAAGCCGCUGUCAAGCGAAGCUAGGCGGCAUGGUACCUCUCUGGCCGUUGGGGACCUUGUGGCUGGCUUAUUUCGCAACCCGGGCUGUGGCGAGCGACGAUGCUCCCUUGAAGUGCGAAGAUCUGCGAAUCGGCCAAUAUAUAUGCGAAGAUCCUAAAAUAGACAAUGCAACCCAAGAGCCCAUGAAAUGUACUAACCACACUGCAUAUGUUGCCUGUCUUCCAGCCCCAAAUAUUACUUGUAAAGAUUUCAGUGGAAAUGAAACUCAGUUUACUGGAAAGGAAAUCGGUUUUUACCAGCCCAUUGAGUGUCGAAGUGUAAAUGGUUACUCCUAUAAAGUAGCAGUAGCUCUGUCUUUGUUUCUUGGCUGGUUGGGAGCAGAUCGGUUUUAUCUAGGAUAUCCUGCAUUAGGUUUGUUAAAGUUCUGCACAGUAGGCUUUUGUGGAAUUGGUAGUUUGAUUGACUUCAUUUUGAUUUCAAUGCAGAUUGUGGGUCCUUCUGAUGGUUCUAACUACAUAAUAGAUUAUUAUGGUGCAAGGCUUACCAGGCUGAGUAUUACGAAUGAUACAUAUAGAAAACCUCAAAUGUACCCUUAAUCUUACCAGAGUUCACUUACUUUAUUUGAGUGUGAGAAGAUGCCUGUGUAUGAAAUGACGGAAGAGGACCGUCUUCAGACGAUUGAGAAGUUUCAUCAACUCUUGUCAUCAGCUCUUUGUGCACAAAGGAAAAAUAGUAGGCUAUAUUAUAAUGCGCUCUGCUGAUCCUACAAAAGGCGUCAGAGCCUUUGCGCCAACUGUAACCUUAUUGAAAAGAAGACAGUGACUUAUCUUUUAAAUUAUUUGAUAAAUAAAAGCAAAAGAUGGACUUUUAAUAAUGAAGGCGUCAUGACCUACUGCCCAAAGGACUUUAUACAAGUUGUACAAAAACUGAAAACUGUGUGUGGAUGUAAAGGGAAAAACAGGAAGAAAUUACCUCAUCGCUCAACGUCCCUUUCCCUACUGCUAUUUGAAAAGGAGAAAUCACACACCAGAAUGUGUUGUUGUGCAGAUGUACCAGGUUCCAGCUCAUUCACUCCUUCCCUCCCUCACAUCAAGUACAUUCUGUACUUUUGGCAGUAAGUUGAUGGGAUAUUUAGAAGCUGUGAACUGUUCUGAAAGUUUCGCAUAGUGGGUUAUGGGCCAUGUGUGUUUGAUCAAAAUUCAAUUACUGCACUGCGCCAGGCUUGGAAACCUAUCAUUGCGAGUUAUGAAGUAUGACGAAAUAAGCUUCUCUAAUUGGUUCAGUAUGGGGAGCAGUCUCAACCAAGCUUGUUAUGAUAAAUAGCUUCCUAUGUUAAAGGUUCUCCAGAGCUUAAGUGUCUUGGCUCACCUCCUUCAAAAGAAUAAGAAUAUUGUUCCCUAGGAACAUUUACAUCAUUGUCUCUUUUCCCAGGUUGGAGUUAAAUAUUUGUAGCAUUUUUAUCUUGCUGUUCUUGAGGAAUCUAAACAUAAAUAUAUGUCACUUCACCAAUC